AUGGCAUUGAGGAACCACAGCACCAUCACAGAGUUCUUCCUCCUCGGGCUAUCAGCCAACCACCAUAUCGAGGCUUUCCUCUUCGUGCUCUUCCUGGUGAUUUACCUUCUGACCAUAAUGGGAAACCUCAUGAUGCUGCUGGUGAUUAGGGCUGAUUUCCGCCUCCACACUCCUAUGUACUUCUUCUUGAGUCACCUCUGUUUCAUUGAUCUGUGCUUUUCUUCAGUCACUGUGCCCAAAAUGCUGGAGAAUCUCCUGUCUCAGAAGAAAACCAUAUCAGUUGAGGGCUGCCUGACUCAGGUCUUCUUUGUGUUUAUCACUGGAGGAACAGAACUCCUUCUGCUCUGUGCCAUGGCCUAUGAUCGCUAUGCUGCCAUCUGCCACCCUCUGCUCUAUGGACAGAUCAUGAGUAAACAGCUGUAUAUGCAGCUUGUGUGGGGUUCCUGGGGACUGAGCUUUCUGGAUGCUCUCAUCAAUAUCCUGCUAGCUAUGAACAUGGUAUUCUGUGAGGCCCAAAUCAUCCACCAUUUCAUCUGUGAGAUGCCCUCUAUCCUCCCUCUGUCCUGCUCUGAUGUCUCCAGGAACAUCACUGUCUUGCUUUGCUCCACUCUCCUGCAUGGGCUGGUAAGCUUCCUUUUGGUUUUCAUCUCAUAUGCCCGCAUUAUCUGCACCAUCCUGAGCAUUAGCUCUACCUCAGGCAGAAGCAAGGUCUUCUCCACCUGUUCCUCCCACCUCACAGCAGUGACACUUUACUAUGGCUCAGGUGUGCUCCGUCAUCUUAUGCCAAACUCAGGUUCCCUCAUGGAGUUGAUGUUCUCUGUGCAGUACAGUGUGAUCACUCCCAUGCUGAAUCCUCUCAUCUACAGCCUAAAGAACAAGGAGGUGAAGGCAGCUGUGAGAAGAACUUUGAAGAAGUAUUUGCUACAUAUCAGGUCCUGA
This is a messenger RNA of Trichechus manatus latirostris (Florida manatee), 939 nucleotides long. RefSeq names its product olfactory receptor 8S1-like. Gene Ontology annotation, cellular component: plasma membrane. The transcript has a single exon. Gene Ontology annotation, biological process: G protein-coupled receptor signaling pathway. The record is from RefSeq and is a predicted model, not a curated record. NCBI's taxonomy places the organism in Eukaryota, Metazoa, Chordata, Mammalia, Sirenia, Trichechidae. Gene Ontology annotation, molecular function: G protein-coupled receptor activity; olfactory receptor activity. Bases 1 to 939 code for a protein of 312 amino acids.